This is a messenger RNA of Eucalyptus grandis, 1082 nucleotides long. Its product is annotated as homeobox-leucine zipper protein HOX3. Lineage: Eukaryota; Viridiplantae; Streptophyta; Magnoliopsida; Myrtales; Myrtaceae. Gene Ontology annotation, molecular function: sequence-specific DNA binding; DNA-binding transcription factor activity, RNA polymerase II-specific. The record is from RefSeq and is a predicted model, not a curated record. Gene Ontology annotation, biological process: regulation of DNA-templated transcription.
UCUCUCUCUUUCUCUGAGAGGACUUCUCUCACUUUACCUUUUGCCUUCGAAAGAUCAACCCUUUUAUCACCAUCGUCUUCUCUCUCUCUCUCUCUCGUCCUCCUCCUCCUGCUCCUCCUCCUACGGCUUCGUCCGUCUUCCCUCCGAAACGUCCGCCAUCCAUGGGAGAUUUGGGAGAUUUCCCCGGGAGCUCCUCGAGCCUGGAGUUGACUAUUUCCGUCCCGGGCUUCUCUUCCUCCCCUCCCCUCCCUUCGUCUGUGAGGGACCUGGACAUAAACCAAGUGCCGUCGGGGGGCGAGGAGGAGUGGAUGACGAUGAGCGGAGGGAUGGAGGACGAGGAAGAGAGCAGCCACGGCGGCCCUCCUCGCAAGAAGCUCCGCCUCACCAAGGAGCAGUCCCGCCUCCUCGAAGAGAGCUUCCGACAAAACCACACGCUCAACCCGAAGCAAAAGGAGGCACUGGCGGCGCAACUGAAGCUCCGCCCGCGCCAGGUCGAAGUGUGGUUCCAAAACCGUAGGGCCAGGAGCAAGUUGAAGCAAACGGAGAUGGAGUGCGAGUACCUGAAGAGGUGGUUCGGAUCGCUGACGGAGCAGAACCGGCGGCUCCAGAGGGAGGUGGAGGAGCUUCGUGCCCUCAAGGUUGGCCCGCCCACCGUCAUCUCCCACACAUGCCAGCCCCUCCCCGCCUCUACCCUCAGCAUGUGCCCUCGCUGCGAGCGCGUCACCUCCACCGCCCCUCCCCCCACCAGCACCUCCGCCCCUUCCGCCGCGACCAGGGCGCCGUCUAAAGCAUCACAACUGUCGCCCCCUUCAGUUCAUUCGAGGCAGCCAUCAGCGGCUUCCUAGCACAGAGGGUGGAAAGAGACAUAUACAGCGAUUUUCACAUUGUUGCAUAGAGUUGUGGAUAGUUAGGAUUUGGGGGACAUAAUUUAACCGAUUCGCUCUCACUUGGGUUGGGGAUGGGAUUAACAAAUGUUUUUAAGACAUCGUUGAUUAAGCUUUGGAGAGGGAGAGGGAGAGAUGCUGAUGAUGGAAGUUGGAACUCAUCAAAUCAUAUAUGAUAAUCAUUAAGCUUGGGAUUAA